CAAUUCCUGCUAUCUAUAUUUACUUUACCAGCUGGUAGAGCUCAAUUUCAGCUAUCUAUAUUUACUUUACCAGCUGAUAGAGCUCAAUUCCUGCUAUUUAAAUUUACUUUACCAGCUGAUAGAUCUCAAUUUAAGCUAUCUAUAUUUACUUUACCAGCUGGUAGUGCUCAAUUACAGCUAUCUAUAUUUACUUUACCAGCUGAUAGAGCUCAAUUUCAGCUAUCUAUAUUUACUUUACCAGCUGAUAGAGCUCAAUUUCAGCUAGCUAUCUAUAUUUAUUUUAUCAGCUGA
This is a messenger RNA of Lottia gigantea (owl limpet), 291 nucleotides long. RefSeq lists its product as hypothetical. The annotation marks the transcript as partial. The transcript has a single exon. The record is from RefSeq and is a predicted model, not a curated record. Lineage: Eukaryota; Metazoa; Mollusca; Gastropoda; Lottiidae.